Molecule: messenger RNA, 2102 nt
Organism: Daphnia carinata
Lineage: Eukaryota; Metazoa; Arthropoda; Branchiopoda; Diplostraca; Daphniidae
Product: homeobox protein EMX2-like
Exons: 3
Coding region: 272-1483 (403 amino acids)
Biological process (GO): central nervous system development; regulation of DNA-templated transcription; brain development
Molecular function (GO): DNA binding; DNA-binding transcription factor activity, RNA polymerase II-specific
Source: RefSeq, a predicted model, not a curated record
ACUCGUCUACAGGCUCUCUCGCAGUUCAGACCGUUUCUUAUUUUUCUCCGCUUUCAAUUGUCCAGCCCAAAAACAGUGAGUGCAAGUCCAACGAAAAAGGAAGAAAAAAUCUCAGCUUUAAAUUCAAACAAACAAAAAAAAAAACAAUUUCUUCAAUUAGUUCUUCAUUCAUCCAUCAUUGUUUUCUGAAUUUUUGGAACGAAAACAUUUGCGAAAAAGUUCAAAGUUCACUUGUUUUUGUUUUUUUUCAAGAGUGUCGAGCGAGUGUGACAUGACGAUCUUGACCCCGUCAUCGAGCCCCAAUAGUUCAAGCUCUUCACCUUCCGGAAUGGUUUCCGUUCACCAUCCGUCUCCGCUCUUUGCCAACCAACAUCUCCAUUUGAUGCACUUCAACGGCCUGACCAAGAACAGCAAUCAGUUCGCCAACAUGAUGGAAGACAAGGCGGCCAACAACAGGACGUCACCGAUGACGACAGUGACAUCGACCAGCUCCUCUUCUCCGCCAGUUGUUCUCCCGACCAAGCCUAAAAUCGGUUUCUCCAUCGAUUCGAUCGUGGGCACGGCCAGCGCAAGUUCCAACACACGGCCGGCCUCGUCUUCGUCUUCAUCGGCCUCCGACGGCAGCCGUUCGGCCAGCCCGCCCGACGUGGCCCUACUGCCGGCCGCUACGAACAAUCGAUUGGUGCAUCACGAAAGCGGAUUGCAAUCAGUCAGCCCUCGUCCGGGCUCGUCCGGUGGUACUCCAGUGUCCGUCCGUUCUGAGCCGGGCACUUCGCCCAUCUCGGCCCCACCUGCGCACCCGCAAAUGAUGCCCGGAUGGCCCCUACCUCACCAACAGCAGCCGCACGCUGCCAUGAGCCCGGCCUACUUCGAAGCCUUGGCCAGCAUGAGAGCUCUGUACGCCCAACAGCAGCAGCAACCGUUCCAUCCUCACAUGAUGAUGGCCGGCCCACCUCCUCCGCCCGGCGCAGGCAAUCAUCCUUGGUGGCUCUUGGCGCAGGCUCGCCAACAGCAACAGCGGCUUUUGGCCGCCGCGGCCGUUCAACGUUUCCCCGCCGGUCCCGGUGACUUGGCUGGAUUCCUACUCUCGCCCUUCCGCAAACCUAAACGUGUCAGAACGGCCUUCUCGCCCAGCCAACUGCUCAAGUUGGAGCACGCUUUCGAGAAGAAUCACUAUGUCGUCGGUGCCGAGCGCAAACAGUUGGCGCAAAAUUUGAACCUCACCGAAACUCAGGUGAAAGUCUGGUUCCAAAACCGUCGCACCAAGCACAAGCGAGUCCAGCAAGAAGGUGACGACCCAGCGCCGGGCAGCGGCGGUAAGAAAUCGGGCGGCAGCAACAACGCCGGCUCAUCCGAUCAGAUGAUGAGCGACGACGAAGACAAUUCCGACAUCGAUUUGGAAGUCUCCGACGACGAGGAUUUCCUCCACCAUCCGUCGUCGGGCAAUCACCCGCAUCACGACCGCCGCAUGAUUUACAGUUGAGUCCCUCCUCUUCUCUCACCAAUCCCAAACUGGUGUCUCCACGUCAUCAUUCCUUUUGACUUAGAUCCAUCUUUCUUUUUUCUUUUUCUUUAGUUUCCUUUUUCUUUCAUUAAAAUUUCAAAAUCUGUGCAUGCAAAUAUGUAAAGAAACAAAACAAAAGAGAAAAGGAGGGCACCGACGGGGUAGAAUGUCACCCGAUUAGUUCAUCCAAAACUCAAAGUGUUUUGGGAAUGCUGUAAUCAAGUGUGUUGUGUGUUAUCAUUUGUAAUGCGCCGUGUCAGUGUCGAGCUUAACGUUGUUCUCCCCCCCCCCCCCCCCCCUGGUUUACGUUUUCGAUGUGCUUGUGUACAUAUCCAGCCCGCGUCCUUUGUUUUUUUGUUUUGUUUUUUUUUUUUGCGCCCCACUUUGCGUUGUGUGUGAAUUUUGCCCCCCCCCCCCCUCAUCAGUCAAGAAGAUAAAAACAGAAAAAACAAAACAAAACAAUUCCAAUUUGAAAUAUAAUAUACAUAUUAUAUACAUAGAUGUAAUAAUAAUUAAUAGUUUAAAAAAAGAAAAUGAAUGAUUAUGAUCAUUUGUCCCACCAAAAUUGUAUACAAGUGCACCAAUUUCUUUCGCAUCG